Molecule: messenger RNA, 1478 nt
Organism: Williopsis jadinii
Lineage: Eukaryota; Fungi; Ascomycota; Saccharomycetes; Phaffomycetales; Wickerhamomycetaceae
Gene: PTC7
Product: type 2C protein phosphatase PTC7
Exons: 1
Coding region: 217-987 (256 amino acids)
Source: RefSeq, a predicted model, not a curated record
AGUAAGUUCAUCGUGCUUGUGAUUCUAAUAAGUCUAACUACUCACAUAUUACUCAACACAGCUGUUGUCAAGACAAAGGUGAUUAGACCUCGUCACUUUUCGUCUUCCACGUCAUCGUCGUCAUCCUCCUCGUCCUCCUCGAGCUUACACGUGGACUCAUUCCCAUUCGAAGCAUCUGUUGCAUUCCAGCCGAAGGAGAGAGAGGAGAAUAACAGGAUGAUGCGUAGACAUAUGAAGGUGCAAAGAGUAGAGUCUCCGUCUGGUGAGGAUAACUACUUCAUAGCCAAAGCUGGUAGUAAACUUGCAUGUGGUGUUGCAGAUGGUGUUGGUGGUUGGGCCGAGUUGGGGUACGAUUCCAGUGCGAUAUCCCGAGAACUGUGCAAUUCUAUGAAGGAGUCAUUCACCAAAGGUGACCAUCUAUCACCUGUUCAGCUCUUGAACCAUGCAUUCGAUAAGAUUCAAAAUGAGGAUAUCGUCAAAGUUGGAGGCACCACUGCUUGCCUGGGGAUCUUUGAAAAGAACACUCUGAAAGUGGCCAAUUUGGGGGACUCUUGGUGUGGUGUGUUCAGACAGGGCUCAUUGAUUGCCGAGACCAAGGUUCAGACACAUGGCUUCAACACUCCAUAUCAGUUGGCGAUCAUUCCAAAUGAGAUAAAAACACAGAAUAAGGGCUCACGGUUCAUCAUGGACCAACCGGACGACGCCGACGAAUAUGAAUUCAACGUUGUAAAAGACGAUAUAGUGAUAUUUGCCACUGACGGUGUCAUUGAUAACAUUGACGUUAAGGACAUUGAACUGUACUUAAAGGACAACGAAAAGACGCCAUUGGAAGAGUUGUCGUCCAAGUUUGUACAGAACGUUUAUACGUUGAGUUUAGACGAGAACUUCCCCUCUGUAUUCUCUCAAGAGUUAUCACAAUUAACUGGGCAGUUCUAUUCUGGUGGUAAGGAGGAUGACAUUACAGUGGUUAUGGUAAAAGUUCAAUAAUGACCAUCAGUUUAUAAUCUUAUACAAUACUGGUGCGGAUUAUCAAUCAUCAUAGUUCGAUUUCAAGAUGUAAUUGUUCAACUUCAUCUUCUCUGUUCUUCUUCUGGAGUCUUCAUUGGCAACGUUGGUGGCAAUUCUGGAGUCCAUUGGAACUGACAAGUUUCGAGUCCCCAUUGAUUUAUCGUUCUUGGUGAUCAGUGUAAAUGUAACUUUAUCAGAAUUUGAUGGUUUAGGUGGUGUUGUCGAUGAAAUAGAAAUGUUCUGAGGAAUGUCAAUCUUCGCUCUAUCUGCCUUAUUGGCGUGCAUGCUUUCAAACACCAUCUUCUUAAAUUCCCUUUCAAGGUCUUGCUCCAGUUUGAGCUCUUCCUCUUCUCUUAAUUUGGCUUCAUACGCUUCGUAGCUAAGCUUGCCUUCGUUUCCUUCAGAGCCGGCUUCCUCUAUCGACCCAACAGAUUCGUUAUCAACCACAUCUCCCAAUUCAUCAAGAUCUU